CAGCAAUUUUCUCCGCCACGACCACCUCUCCAACUCUCAAUUCGAAGGCGUUUAUUUAUUCACUCAUAUUCCUCUGGUGUCGAUAAGAUUUUGUAUUUCAUUAGUCAGCCUGUUUUUUUUUCAUCCAGAAAUCUAUAUGGAUCUCACACAGUCAUUAUUCUCGGUAUUGAUAGCACUAUGUGCCACGUUUCACCUGACUCACAGUUCAAAGAGUUCCUUCUGCAAAGGUCGACACCCUAAGCUUUGCCAUGUACAUAUCGGCAAAAGAACAUUCUUCUCGGACGACCGUGAUCUCAGUGUCCCUGCUAACAUCGACCCCCAGUCUCCCGCCGCCCGUCUUCUUGCCAUCGACCCCUCCACAAUAGAUCUCAGUGGUUACUUACCAGAAGAAAAUGCCCAACUCCGACAGUCACCACCAGAAUACUUGGCAAAUCAAGGUGAAGAUGUUGACAUUAUUGUGGACAGCCAUCCGCGAAAAAUGAGAAUCCUAAGGCUCAUCCAAGAGAUCAUGGAUAGCUCGCUGGAAGAACCUUGACCUAGUCAAUGCGCCGACCUUUCAACUUUCACCUUUCGAAAAAGUUCAUUAUCAUUUUUUUCUCCGGAAUCGGUAUUGCGUUUACAAUAUUCAAUUAUUUAAUCCCAAUUUCAAUUUUGUUCAAGCAUCUGAUUAAAGACAGUUCAUGAGAGCAACUGUAGACAACGAAAAAUGAGGACAGAGAAGCUUUUGAUAUUGGUUAAAAUUAUAGCGUUUGCUUAUAUAAUAUUUCGUAUUAUCAUACUUCUUAAGAUAUUCGAGAGCUAUUUUUUCAUGAAAAAAUGUAAUUUCAUUAGAAAACUUUUUUAAUUUUAGAAGAUUUCUAUACUUUUCGUAGUGUCCGGUCUGUGAGGAAAUAAAGUGUGUGCGGGAAGAUAUAGUAUGUCGUUUGUGUUGUCAUGAUAUAUAUAUUAUCAGAAAAUUGCGAGACAUUUUUUUUUUUAUCUCCAAGGAUCUUUAUUCAACAAAAGCGAUUGAUCCUAAAAAUUGGUAUCUGCACUGAUUUUGACCAGUUCUUAGAUUUUCAGAAAACCUGCCAAGGUUUGAUGACAAAUCCAUAUGAACAAAAUAUUGGCUUAGAUUCCUACAAAGUGGUUAUUCUCUUGAGUAUUUACUUGUAACAUUAAGUGCCAUGCUUGGUGCUUCACCAUUUAAUUGGACUUUGAUUAUGAUAGUAGUUUAACAGUCAUUCACGUGGUACGAAAAGACAUAAUCAAUUAUACCUCAUUAAAAACCAUUUAGUGCAUAUACCAGCCAGCAGUAAUGCUUCUGAGUUCUGAUGUAUAUCCAUAUUGUUGAAUACCAUACAACUUGCUCGUCAGAAAGUGAAUCCGUAGUAAAUAAAUUCAGUCUAAAAUUCUACCAUGAAUUGUAAUGAUUCUCGGUUGUGUAAGGAAUAAAUGCUUAAAUUUUAAUUUUCAACUCAUCUAUAUAACUUGUUACCAAUUCAAUCAUCUUGGUAUUCUUCGUCCUUUUGCUUAUAUUCCUCUAUUGCCAAAAUCUAAAAAGAAAUUAUUGAAUCUUCCAGUGAAAGAGAUUUGGUAUUAAGAGAAAGAACAGAUGAAUAUUUUACACCCUUCUUUUAAUCUUGAAUAUAUAUCAACUUCUGUUUGUCACUCAAUUUAAUUGUAUUUUAUAGUUACAUUGAUAAUAUGGUUUUAUACAUUCUUAAACCAAACCAACCUUUGUCCUCAUACCAUGGAAUAAACGAAUCAUAGUCAAAAUUGUUAUUAUACAAUUUAUGAGGAAAUGAUCUUCAAAUACAAUUAAGAUCAGUUAUAAUUUGGGUUUAAACCUCAAUAUAUAAGUGAAGCUUUUGAAUUAUGCAUGCUUAUUGUACUCAUUGUCUUCUUAAUUUAAAACCAUAAUUGGGUUGGAAGAAAAACUGACUUUAACAAGAUUAACCAUGGAUCAUGUGGAAGAAAUCAAAUGGAAGAAAGCCAUUUCAUAACAAUAGGUGUGCUACGUAGUCAGUGACGUCAUCCUAAUUCUACAAGUUUACUGACAAUAUUGUUCUGAUUUGUAUCAUGUGUUGUAAACAGAAUAUCAUAGCAUUUGCAUUUAAAACAAAAAUUAUGGUUUAAUCAGCAUCACGACUAGGUUAUAUAGCGCUAAUCAUGAUAUAAAGAACAAUUACUUCUUAUUAACCUGAAUAUAAGCAUCUUGCCGCAUAACUGCAACACUGGUAAUAUGUAUUGCUUUAACAUGUGUAGAAUCUCCCAUCAUAUAGAACGAAUAAAGAGCUGUAAAAAACAUUUUACCUGUACUGACUUCAUAAACAUAUAUGAAUGUUAUAUAAUCCUAAUGCUAUAGCGGUGAAUAUGGAAUCAUGUGCGAUUCCAGAUUAACAAAGCAACAAAACGGUGUCUGAUGUUCAUAAUUAUAUACGCUUCAACUAAAUUUAUAUCCAUCUCGUUUUUCUUGAUUUGAAUUUAUUGGGAUGUAAACAUCCGGUCUUCUAAGAUACAAGGAAAGUCGAACAGUUAUCUUUUUUUUUCAAAUCGUUCAUCUAUAGUUUCGUACAGACAUUUGUUGUUCUUUCUUCUAAAUUUGCUCCUUUUUUACACGAAUAAUCUGGCGUAACAAGAAACUUACAUUCAAUUACAGAUUAAGCGUAAAUGGGGUUGCAAAAAGUUAAAUUGCAAUUGGUCAAAGGCCUUUCGUUUGCUUCGAAAGUUUCCUGCACCACCUCGCGGGUAAUUCAUGCAGUAAAUAUUAAUGUGACUUUAAUGGACAAUAUAAAAAAAGACCAUCGAGUCAUUAUAGCUCGUCCAUGUGAAUAAUUCAAUGUAUCCCGUUCACAGUUUUGUAUUCCUUGAUUUUUUUUUUCCUUGUUGAAUCAAUGAUUAUUACUAAUAAUAAUGAUAGAAUAUUACAAAAGUAUAAAAAUGAUAAUAAGAUUGAUUUUAGUAGUAAUAAUACAGUUUAUAAUAAUGAUGAUAAAAAUUAUAAUGAUUAUAUUGAUAACAAUAUUAGAAAUAAGUACAGUAAUGAUGAUAAAAUGAUGAUAAUAUUGAUAAUGAAUAAUUCCCUUUCAUACUUCUGAUUGUCAAGAUUUUACAAACUUCGCCCAGAUUUCUGAGCCCAUGUAUAUCAUAAGGAUGCUUCACAGCAUAAUAUAUCGACCAUGUUUCCUAAAUGUUGAUUAUAACCUGAGUCUAUUGUAAACCAUAUACAACAUCUAACAUCUAGAAAUCAUUUUAAUAAUGUUACACGGUUCUGCAAUGCAAUGCUUUACUUCUGUAUUCCUUUUUUUUUUUUUUACAUAUAAUACAAAAUACCUCUACACUCGCUGAAGUUAAAUCGAAGAGAUCAUAAAUAAAUACUAUAAAUUUGUAUUGAAUUACUUUGAUCUGUAUUAUUCUAACUUCAUCGGCAAUAAAGUGAUAUUUGUAAUGAUUAUUAUAAAGGCGCUAUUUAAGUUGUAAACUUCUUUUUCACUCAUAAACGUUUAUUAUUUUCAUCCCUAAAUCUAUAUCUUAUCAAUAUAAUUGUACAACACUUAAUUAUUUAUUUGAUAGCUAUUGUUGUUUCUUUAUAAGCACAGUAGCUCCGUGCACGCACAGAAAAAUUUCCUGUACAGAUCAUUCAAAAUAUUUUUGUAAAAAUUCUCCAGUUGUAAUAUUGAAGAGGAUUUUCAAUCUGCAUUUAUCUAAAGUAUCUUAUUUACUGUUACUGAUGUAUUCAAUAGUAAAUCCCUAGUCUCGCUUGUAAAUAAUUCUGAGGAAAUCAUUGUUCGACUAAUUCUUGUGAGAUUUGAUUUUAUCGAGGUUAAUUGAAACUUGAAACUAUUGUUUCACUAUGCCAUUAUAUUCACUAAUGCACAUUACGACUAUACUUAAUUGAGAGUCAUACACUAAAAAAAGAUAUUGAGAUGAUAACAAACGACAAAUUGAGAAGUCGUAUUUUUUGUAAAAUAAUUGUAAUGGCCUUCCAAUAAAGAGAGCGCUCGUUAAUCCCUA
Molecule: messenger RNA, 3996 nt
Organism: Lytechinus pictus (painted urchin)
Lineage: Eukaryota; Metazoa; Echinodermata; Echinoidea; Temnopleuroida; Toxopneustidae
Exons: 3
Coding region: 137-535 (132 amino acids)
Source: RefSeq, a predicted model, not a curated record